GCUGCUGUUACGCUGGCGCCUUUCCACACCCAAGCCAAGCAUGAAGCUACCGAUCGCGUUUCUAGUUAUCGUAUCGACGUUUGGUUUGGAUGUCGUGUCGGCCUUCCUAUUGCCCGGUGCCACCCUGCAGCCACGUGCGGUGUGCCGUGGCGGUAGAGUGCCUGGGAGUCAGCAUACGGGCAAAGCGAAUGCUAUGCAUAUGAACGCGGUUGAGGAUGGUACACCAUCGGAUCUGGAGCGAAACUCGAUGACCGCGGGGGUCUUGUCGGACGCUCUUCCCUUCAUACAAGCCCACGCAGACAGAACCAUAGUCAUCAAGUACGGGGGGCAUGCUAUGGAAGACGAAGAGGCGUCUCUUUCGUUCGCCCAGGACGUGGUCAUGCUCAAGCAGUGUGGUGUUAACCCUGUCGUCGUGCAUGGGGGAGGUCCGCAGAUCGCCGCAAUGCUCAAGAGGCUAGAUAUCCCUACGUCGUUCGUUGAGGGAGUGCGAGUGUCUGACCCCGCCACAGUAGAAAUAGCGGAGAUGGUUCUUUGCGGUAGCAUCAACAAGGGGAUCGCGAGCAGCAUCAAGCGCGCUGGGGGGAGAGCAGUAGGCUUGAGUGGAAAGGAUGACAACCUGCUGAUAGCCAAGAAGCUGGGGAAGAAGAUUGUGGACGAAGAAACCGGAGAAGUCAAGGUAGUGGAUAUUGGAUGCGUUGGCGACAUUACUGCCGUUAACACAGAGGUAAUCGAGGAUCUCGUGAGCUCAGGCAUCGUACCAAUCAUCGCUCCUAUCGGGGUGGACGAGUCGGGGCAGACGUACAACUGCAACGCCGACACGGCUGCGGGGGCUAUCGCGGGGGCGUUAAAGGCACACCGACUGUUGCUUUUGACCGAUGUCGCGGGGGUGUUGAACAAGGAGAAAGAACUACUCCCACAAAUGGACUCGGUGAAGGUGGAAGAAUUGAUCGAAGAUGGCACCAUUUUCGGCGGCAUGAUUCCCAAGGUCAACACCGCGUUGGAUGCAGUCAAAGCCGGGGUAGGGGCCUCCAUAAUUCUCGACGGUCGAGUUCGAAAUGCGCUUUUGCUGGAACUGUUCACGCCAGGGGGCGCCGGGACACUCAUCCGCCUUGCCGAGUAGAUGCAAUCCCUUGUCCACGAAGCAGAAGUUCGUUUUUUGGACAAUCUCCGGGUACACUAGCCGGUGUGUCCGUGGCUAGUUGGGUAUUGAACGGAUGCGAACGUUUUGGAUAGUUUAGUAU
This is a messenger RNA of Ectocarpus siliculosus, 1241 nucleotides long. The record is from the annotation of a GenBank genome assembly. Lineage: Eukaryota; Phaeophyceae; Ectocarpales; Ectocarpaceae.